AUUAACGUUAGUAAUGAAACGAUCACCGGAAACGAACUGGAAUUUCCGUUGUUGUCCGUUGAAUCUGCCGUUGCGAUUGGAGAGAGAAAUUACGUCUUAGCAGAAAGGACGAAUAGCGUCGUGUUAAAAGAAGCUUAGAGGGAAUCGGAAACUGUUGCUGACUCUCUUUCUUUCACUCGUAAGCCGGCACCGGUUCACCAUAAGAACCGACUGUGACGCGUGCCAACUGGUCUGAAAUUAUUCUCGUGCGCAGUACACCGUUGCUUUUGCCGAUCUCGUCGAUUCAACCAGUCCACUUAAUAUUUUCUGACGUUAUUUUAACGCGGUAAGCUCCGAACGGUACACGAUGGCGGCGGUUGACUGUUACCAGAAUCAAGCCCAGGCCGAGGGUACCGGUCAACAGUCACAAACUCAACAGCAAUCUCAUCAGCAACAAUCGCAUCAGCAACAAGCCACCGCCGGAAUUCCAGGGAAAGAUGACGAACGUAAACUCUUCAUCGGUGGCCUAUCGCGUACCACCACAGACAAGGAAUUACGAGAUCAUUUUGGCAAAUUUGGUGAAAUUGAGAGUAUCACCGUUAAAAUUGAUCCAUAUACUGGUGUCUCACGAGGCUUCGCGUUUAUGGUUUUUACCAACCCCAAGACGAUCGACAAACUUUUGGCUUCUGGCGAACAUUACGUCAAUAAACGAAAGGUGGAUCCAAAACGGGUGAGUAAAAAGCCGCAGCAUGGGAAAAUUUUUGUGGGUGGCCUUACUCCGGAAAUUACCGACGAUGAUAUCAAGUCAUAUUUUGGACAAUAUGGCACUAUCGUUGAAUUACAAGCACCGUUCGAUAAGGUGAAAAACCAGAGAAAGGGAUUCUGCUUCAUAACUUUUGACUCUAAGGAGGUCGUAUAUAAAUUACUCAAAACGCCAAAACAAACAAUAAAUGGCAAGGAAGUGGAUGUUAAAAAAGUAAAAGUAAAUCCAGAGUCAAGGAAUCAAGGAUUUUGGGGACCGGGAUAUGGUUAUGGUUACGGCGGUGGUUAUGGCUACAUUCCCGAAUAUUGUAAUGGCUACCAAGGAGGUUAUGAUGAUAUAUAUGCAAACUUUGAUUAUGAGACUUACGAUGGUUAUGAAAAUAUGGGAUAUGGGGCUCAAGGUAAGCCACGGGGAAAUGGUCAGGGACCACGUCAAUUUCAGAGACAUCAGCCGUAUUAAAAGAAAGGGUAUAUGAAUCUUACAUACUCGAAACUUGGUGAUAAAACAAGAACAUAGUAAGGAGUAGACCAACUUUAUCUAGAUACAGUUUGAGACUGAGAUACAGGAAUUUGGGAUAAAUGAGCUUCUAGAGUCAUUACAAGACUCGUAUUUGAGCCCCAAAUUUCUUAAUCUUUGUAUGUAUGUACAUUUGUAUGUACAUUUUCUAAAAAAGAAACGAAUUUUUCAUUGAUCAGCGGUCAAUGUAAUUUAUUAAGUGGAAAGGAUCGUGUCUUUUUUGUCUAUGCACAUUUUGUCACUUAUCGCGUGAAACGAUUAUUAAUGAAACUACUAAAAAUAUAUAUUCAAAUAUUUUUUACUCAAGUUCAAUUUUUCAUACAAAAAAAAACUUUUUUUUCUUACAUGGAGCAAAGGUUGACGAGACAGUGACUAAUAUCAAUUCAUAACUACAAUAUUCUUCGAGUCAUAUGUAGUGUGCAAAUUAAAAUGAUUGAUUUACUCCUGGUUUCUUGUUAUCCAUGAUUCAUAAUACUAACAUGUAUAUCUUAUAAUUUAAUACUCUAAUUAUUCUUUAGAAUCUUAAGUUGCAUUACUAAAGUAUUGUUUAUUAUAUGCUUGGUGUUAAUCUUAUUAUUAGAAACACAACGCUGUGUCGUUUAUAUUAGGACUUUAUGUCUAUAAACAGUUUCAGUUCAGAAAGCACUUGUCAGUUAGAAAUAAUCGAUAGAUAUAAAACAAAUUACCAUUCAUGGACCAACGGUUCGACUCCUAAUUAAACAUACUUCUUCCUCAUAAAUUUAUAACCUAAACGUAUUAUCUAUUAUCAUCUAAUUGUUUAUAAUCUAAAAUAAGUCCUGUAACUUAUACAAAUCAUAAGGUAUCAUGAGAGACAUGUGUAUCUUUGUAUGUUAUAUGUAUAUGCGUGUAUACAUACAUAAUGACAUAUACAUGUACGAGUUAGUAUAUAAUAAAGUAGCAAUUAAGAGAAAGAUAAAAAUAUUUCAAAAUGAAUAUAAUUAAAAUAUGAACGUCCUGGGUAGAUAUGCGAAGAGUACGCGAGUGGUAGAGGAUGGUUGCAAAAUAUUCUAAAACUAUAUCAGAAAUUACAUCACAGAGGCAACAGGUUCGUUAUAAUUUGCAUGAAGUUUAUUUUAUAACGGUAUCGUAACUGUACUUUUUAUAUCUUUCAUCUAUCUUUUUAUAUUUAAAUUCGAUUAACAAUCGUAAAAGUCUGAUUAACGCAAUCAGUGGUUUUGGAAAGUUACUGCACUCGUGUACUCCUAUGUUUAAAAAAUAUGGCAAAAAUGAUCGUAUCUCGUUAUAUUGCGAAAAAAAAAAAAAAAAAAAUGAUGGAUUCGUGAACACUGAAUCAACAGAAUGUUUAAGGCAUUGGAACAAAUUAAAAUUAUAAAUUACUGUUAUUUAGGCUACUAUGACAUUUCUUUCAUAUUUGUUUUGAACAGCAGUUCCUGUCUGGUGUACGAAACUGCGUUUCAUAUCGCAAGAAGACUGUUAAUAAGUAGGGUAUCAUUUGACAUGAUACAAAACCUUAUAGAAUUUGACAGCCAAUAGAUCUUGUGAUUUUUUCGAUGAAAAAACUUUUAAAGCGACAACAUAAUUAUAGCAAAUGUAGAUAAUUUCAAACUACAUUUAGAUACAUCGAAAUUAUAUUGUACACAAGGCUGAUGAAGCUUUAAACAUUCAAGUUUUUCUCAGAUGUUACAAAAGUAUCGACAGUUUGGCUUAAACAUAAUUCAUAAUACACAAACACAAUGGAAAAUAGACUGUUCUCUUUAAAAAGAUUUUAAGCCAAGCUAAUUGUGCUUUUGAAAUUAAAUCUGUAUACUGUGUAUACCAUAUUUGCUGCGUGUGGAAAAAAAAAAUAUAUAUAUAUAUAUACAUAUAUAUAUAUACGUAUAUAUAUAAAAAAGAGAACAGAGUGUGAAAUUAAAGGAAAUAACACAAAUAUUUUGUUACUAUUGAUUACUAUUCGCCUGUUUCACCCAUGACACAGUGUAUAUUUUAAUUAUAACAAAAAAUAAAAUAUUCAUUAUUCUAAAAAUACUUUGUAACAUCCUUGUUCUAAUUGAAACUUAAAUACGAAUGAAAUUAUCUAUUUGGAAAUAUUUAUAUGGUAAAACAAAAGUAAUUUAAAAUAAAAUCCUCCCUUAUCCUAAUUUAAAAUUUGAACGUUAUAACGGUUGAAAUUUGAAUCGGUACAAAAUUGUAAUGUAAAUAAUUUUUUUCAUAUUUUUUUAUACAUGUCAUUCGAACGUUAAAUCGAAUUAUAUUACAAAAUUUUCAUAAAAUUGAGCAAUCAUGAUGUAUUGUGUCUGUGGUUACAUGCAUACAAUGACUCGUAACAAUGACCCUGGACUGUUAGAUCA
Colletes gigas is the source of this 3588-nucleotide messenger RNA. RefSeq names its product RNA-binding protein squid-like. Gene Ontology annotation, cellular component: nucleoplasm. Bases 347 to 1201 code for a protein of 284 amino acids. The record is from RefSeq and is a predicted model, not a curated record. NCBI's taxonomy places the organism in Eukaryota, Metazoa, Arthropoda, Insecta, Hymenoptera, Colletidae. The transcript is spliced from 2 exons. Gene Ontology annotation, molecular function: RNA binding. Gene Ontology annotation, biological process: regulation of gene expression.